GCAAUUUAGUCAAACUUUGUUGUCAAUCUGUGCCGACGAUGGGGCGAAGAAAAUCUAAAAGAAAGCCGCCACCGAAAAGGAAAAAUAUAGAACCACUGGACCAGCAAUUUAACUGUCCGUUCUGCAACCAUGAAAAAUCCUGUGAAGUGAAAAUGGAUAAAGGAAGAAACACAGCAAAAAUCACGUGUCGAGUGUGUUUGGAAGACUUUCAAACUGGAAUUAAUUUUUUAUCAGAGCCAAUUGACGUUUAUAAUGAUUGGGUAGAUGCAUGCGAAACGGCCAAUUAAUUAAAUUGGAUAAAAAUUAAAAUUAAAACAAAAAUUUAACUUAAUGACAUAUUAAAAUAAGUAGGUUUGUUCUAAGAGCUUAGGAUUAUAUAAACAGUUAAAUAUAAUAUUUGAUUGAGACUUAAA
Drosophila persimilis is the source of this 413-nucleotide messenger RNA. RefSeq names its product transcription elongation factor 1 homolog. The record is from RefSeq and is a predicted model, not a curated record. Lineage: Eukaryota; Metazoa; Arthropoda; Insecta; Diptera; Drosophilidae. Gene Ontology annotation, molecular function: RNA polymerase II complex binding. The transcript has 2 exons. Bases 39 to 287 code for a protein of 82 amino acids. Gene Ontology annotation, cellular component: transcription elongation factor complex. Gene Ontology annotation, biological process: transcription elongation by RNA polymerase II.